Molecule: messenger RNA, 2346 nt
Organism: Anolis sagrei ordinatus
Lineage: Eukaryota; Metazoa; Chordata; Lepidosauria; Squamata; Anolidae
Gene: PDSS2
Product: decaprenyl diphosphate synthase subunit 2
Biological process (GO): isoprenoid biosynthetic process; ubiquinone biosynthetic process
Cellular component (GO): mitochondrion; transferase complex
Molecular function (GO): prenyltransferase activity
Source: RefSeq, a predicted model, not a curated record
GACACUUAAGAUGGCCGCCUCCAUGGAGCGGAGGUGUUCCCUCAGCAGGAGUGAGGAGGGCUGCUAGGACGGAGGGAGUUUCGUCAAGCGGCGCCCGCUAAGAUGCUGCGCUGGAGUUUCCCCCGCAGGCCUUGGCGGUCUUUUCUAGCAGGAGGAGGAGGCAGGGAAGCGAGGCAGGCCCGGCGCCUCUUCUCGGGCUCCCCCCGGUCGGGCUCCCACUGGAGCAAAGUGGUCUCGGAGGCGGAGAAGAUCGUGGGCUACCCGACCUCCUUCAUGAGCCUCCGCUGCCUCCUCAGUGACGAGCUCAGCAACAUCGCCAUGCAGGUGCGCAAGCUGGCCGGCACCAAGCACCCGCUCCUCGACACCGCCAGAGGUUUUGUGUCUGAUAGCAGAAACAACCUGCAGAUGAGAGGUCUGGUGGUAUUACUUAUGUCUAAGGCAGCUGGGCCUAGCAUAACAACAGAGAAUUCCCUUCAGAAUGAUAUGAUCAGUGGGAUAUACCCCAGCCAGCGCACUCUGGCAGAGAUUACAGAGUUGAUCCACACCGCUUUCCUGGUACAUCGUGGGAUUGUAAACAUUGGUGAACUGACAUCUUCAGAUGGCCCAUUGAAGGACAUGCAGUUUGGAAAUAAAUUGGCAGUCUUAAGUGGUGAUUUUCUCCUAGCAAAUGCAAGCACAAACCUUGCUACACUACAAAAUACUAAGGUUGUAGAGAUCAUUUCAAGUGCCAUUGGUGAUUUAGUACAAGGAAUAUAUUAUGAAAAUUCAUAUUUAGCAGAGGAAAACGGUUUGACAGAUGACAUUGGAAUAUCAAUUUGGAAAGAACACGUUUUCCUAUCCCAUAGUUCUUUGCUGGCAAAGAGCUGCCAAGCUGCCAUGGAACUGGCAAAACACGACGUGGAGACUCAGAAUAAGGCCUUUAAUUAUGGGAAGCACAUGUCUAUGAGUCGUAAGCUAAAUGUCGACAUUCAGCCAUUUCUUAGUGAAAGCUCUAAUGACUCUCUGGCCUUCAAUUUAAAUUCUGCUCCUGUUAUCUUGCAUCAGGAAUUAAUUGGAAGAGAAACCUGGAUUAAGCAAGUUAAAGAGGCUCGAACUAAAGGGAACUUAAUAGACUACGGUAAGUUGCGAGAGGCAAUCAAGGCUGGCAAAGGUGUGACUUCAGCUAUUGACCUAUGCCGUUUCCAUGGGAACAGAGCGCUGGAGGCUCUGGAGUGCUUCCCUCCCUCCGAGGCCAGAUCUGCUUUGGAAAACAUCGUUUAUGCCGUGACAAGGUGGUCAUGAUGUACCACCGGAAAAAAGAAAAAGAGGCUGUUCUUCAUUUUGCAGAAAUGAGUGGAACGCGUAAUAGUUCUGCAAGAGCCAUUGCUAGGCAUCCAAAUGUGUCAGUGGUGAGCUUUUCUCUCUCUCCUUCUCUCUUCCUUUAAGUGUUUCUGUUCCACUCACCACAUUCCCGAAUGAACAUCCAUCCUUCGGAACUGCUACAAACAAAAUUAGGGAAAAAAAGGUCAAACAGUUUUCACUUGUCAUGCCAGAAGCACACUUGAGGCUGCACCGGUAGAAAUAAUUAAUGAGACUCACUUCUGUGACCUCAGCAAAUGGACAGGAAAUAAGUCCUUAUUGAUUGGACAUAGCCAGGGAUGGCGCCAGUGUGGUGGCCUGUGGUUUUCCUGCGCUGGAGAAGGCAGAGGGGGGCCUGAAGCGGCAGGUGUCGGGAGGGAGGCUUUCCAAACCGACCAGAGAGAGAGAUAGAUGCCUGUUUGAAACCAAAAUUAAUGUGCCAGUUUAUCAACAUGAAGGGCAGCUCGAUAAUUUAGGCAGGGAAAGGAGGGGGUCUUCUUUUUUAUCUUAGCGAUACGCAGCUCUGUCUCCUCAGACUGUUUCUCUAUGUAUUUAAACAUAAAAUUACCCCGCGGUUCAUGUGCUGCUUGUUUGAAAUGGUAUGGUAAGAACUCUGCAAUAUUAAUUUUGAUUCUGUAUAAAAGAACAAUUUUGAAUGUCGAGUUUGUCAAGUCUUCAGUUUGGCUCCAAAGAAUGGAAUUUUAAACUUCCAAGCAAGUGAAAUAGUUGCCUUUUAUAUAUCAUGUCAUUUCUUUUCAACAGAAGCAGGCGCUACAGUUUUACUACAUUUACAAAACAAUGGUUUUGUGCACACAAAAUAAAUGCGUCUUCGUAAGGCUGUGUGAAUUGUCUGAAACAAAGAAUGAAGUUCUCCCCGCCGCCGCCUCCUUCGGUGCAAGAUUUCAUCCUGAAGAGAUGUAUAUUACAUGAGAAGUUUUUUAACCUUACUGCGUCGAAUGUUAAAAGUCCAAUUAUAGGGAGAAUACAAGGUAUAUCAGAAACCUGCAA